AUGGCUGAUACAAACGAACUCGAUUUUUAUGAAGUGGAUGAGGCCUAUGUGAUUCAGAAUUCAGCAAUUCCGAAUGCUGGCGAGAUCACUUCUGCAGAACGCAUGUUGUCUGCUUGUUCUGGCGGUGUGUUCACUACUUUGCUGAUGACGCCACUCGAUGUCGUCAAGGUACGAAUGCAAAGCAGAGAUGUACCCAAACGGGGACUUACUAGCACGGUCACACCCGCAUUGAAUGGUGGAACUUUGACAGUCAUGAAGAGCAUUAUUCAUGGAGAAGGGUUUUUUAUGCUCUGGAGAGGACUAUCAGCUGGUUUGGUUAUGGCUGUCCCUUCAACCGUUAUAUACUUUGCUGGCUAUGAUUGGAUGCGACAGCAGACUCAGAACUCUCGAUUUGCCAACUCAGUUUUGCAUGACUCUUCGCCUCUCUGGGCUGGUGCACUUGCAAGAAUUGUGGCAGCAACUAUAAUCUCACCCCUUGAGUUAUUUCGCACUCGGUUACAAGCAGCAGAAGGCAAGCAUGGAGUGACAGGUGUAUCAAAGGGCAUUAUUGAGAUGGUAAAAAGAGAUGGACCGACCUCUCUUUGGAGAGGAAUCUCAUCUACUCUAUUGAGAGAUGUGCCAUUUUCUGCAUUUUACUGGAUGGGCUACGAAAACAUAAAACAUCACUUACAGUCAAGGCCUAGCUACAAGCAUGACACAAUGUCUAAUUUCCAAUCGUCUUUUAUUGCCGGCGCUUCUUCUGGCAUGCUUGCUUCUGUAGUCACAACUCCUUUUGAUGUAAUCAAGACUCAACGUCAGAUUAGCUCAAUAAAAGACAUGCCGUUGAGCCGAUUGAUCAAAGAUAUCAUUGCAAGCGAAGGCUACAAAGGCUUCUUUAGAGGAACUGCACCACGUGUCAUCAAGGUUGCGCCUGGAUGUGCCAUCAUGAUCUCAAGUUAUGAGUUUGGUAAACUUGUAUUUGCUGACAGGAGACGAGCAAAAUCUACCUGAACCCAUAGAUUGUAAUAUUUGCUUCAUAUAUAUAUAAUUGUAUUUCUAUUUCUAUUAUAAGAUACGGGCUUUAAUGACAAGAAUUAGAGAGCCACACACACAUACACACGCACAUACAUAUAUAUAUAUAUAUAUAAUCUACAUAGGGGAUAUAAUCCCCUCCUCUUCCCUCCCCCAAACUAGAAUAUUUACAGCAUCAAAUAAUUACCAUUUGCUGUCACGGUCG
This is a messenger RNA of Phycomyces blakesleeanus NRRL 1555(-), 1216 nucleotides long. RefSeq lists its product as hypothetical. NCBI's taxonomy places the organism in Eukaryota, Fungi, Mucoromycota, Mucoromycetes, Mucorales, Phycomycetaceae. Bases 1 to 990 code for a protein of 329 amino acids. The record is from RefSeq and is a predicted model, not a curated record. The transcript is spliced from 8 exons. Gene Ontology annotation, biological process: mitochondrial transmembrane transport.